AUGGAAUUAUCAAGUAUCCUCCCUGCUCCCAUACAACCGGUUUGGGACAGGGAUGACGAACGCAAGAAGAAAGCAGCCACUCAAACAUCCACCUUGUUGGUAAGCGCUCAAAGCAUCGCACCCCCUUACGGACAACGAAGAGGAUGGGUACCGAGGAACGUCACAGAUUACGGGGACGGCGGCGCCUUUCCAGAAAUACACGUCGCUCAAUACCCCUUAGAAAUGGGCAGGAAGAAAGAUUCCAGCUCGAACGCCUUAGCCGUACAAUUGGGUUCGGACGGAAAAGUCAAAUACGACGCUAUAGCGAGACAGGGACACGGCAAAGACAAAAUCGUCUACUCCAAGCUGUCCGAUUUACUACCCGUCGAAGUGGUAGACGAAAACGAUCCGAGUUUGGAGAAACCCCCGCAAGAGGAAGUGGACGAUAUCACCGAACGAACCAGGCAAUCGUUGAUGAAAAUAACGAAUUCCAAAAUAGCCGCCGCCAUGCCGGUUAGAGCGGCCGAGAAAUUGGCCCCCGCCGAAUUCAUCAGAUAUACCCCGUCACAACAAGGGGCCGCUUUUAAUUCGGGCGCGAAACAAAGAGUUAUCCGGCUCGUCGAAGCGCAAGUCGAUCCGAUGGAGCCGCCUAGAUUUAAAAUCAACAAGAAAAUUCCGAGAGGACCUCCUUCCCCUCCUGCCCCGGUCCUGCAUAGCCCGACUAGAAGAGUCACCGUUAAGGAACAGAAAGAAUGGAAAAUUCCUCCUUGCAUAUCCAACUGGAAGAACGCCAAAGGUUAUACUGUUCCGCUUGACAAAAGGUUGGCCGCGGACGGUAGGGGUUUACAGCAACUGCACAUAAAUGAGAAUUUCGCGAAAUUGGCCGAAGCUUUGUACAUAGCGGACAGAAAAGCUCGAGAGGCCGUCGAAACUCGAGCGCAAUUGGAGAAGAAAUUGGCUCAAAAAGAGAAGGAAGCGAAAGAGGAGCAUUUGAGGCAGUUGGCUCAAAGGGCUCGAGACGAGAGGGCCGGUAUUAAAACCGCAGCGAAUCAUCAUUCGAAAGGUGAUGACGAUGAACACGAACGCGACAUGUUACGUCAAGAUCGACACAAAGAAAGAGCCAGAGACAGAAAUCUGGCUCGCGCCGCCCCUGAUAAGAGAAGCAAACUGCAGAGGGAAAGAGAAAGGGAUAUAUCCGAACAAAUCGCUUUAGGAAUGCCCGCUCGAGGAGCAUCUUCCAACGAAACUCAGUUCGAUCAAAGAUUGUUUGGUCAAGCUCAAGGUCUAGGGCAAGGUUACGGCGACGACGAGGCUUACAAUGUUUACGACAAGCCUUGGAGAGAGGGCGGUUCGAUGGCUAAUCACAUUUAUAGGCCGAGUAAAAAUAUCGAUAAAGAUGUUUACGGCGGUGAGGAUAUAGAAAAAGCUAUUCGCACGAAUAGGUUUGUGCCGGAUAAGGAAUUUGGCGGUACGGAUAGAUCGGGAAGCGGUCGUACGGGUCCUGUGCAGUUUGAAAAAGAGGAAGAUCCUUUCGGUUUGGAUCAGUUCUUGUCGCAGGCUAAGAAAGCGAGUAAACGGAAAGAACCUGAAAAAAGGGACGAUAGGGAUAAAAGAAAGCGAAGGGAUUAA
Messenger RNA from Phyllotreta striolata, 1608 nucleotides. Lineage: Eukaryota; Metazoa; Arthropoda; Insecta; Coleoptera; Chrysomelidae. The record is from the annotation of a GenBank genome assembly.